Molecule: messenger RNA, 2936 nt
Organism: Zonotrichia leucophrys gambelii
Lineage: Eukaryota; Metazoa; Chordata; Aves; Passeriformes; Passerellidae
Gene: KDM7A
Product: lysine demethylase 7A
Exons: 20
Coding region: 29-2785 (918 amino acids)
Biological process (GO): regulation of transcription by RNA polymerase II; protein demethylation
Molecular function (GO): transcription coregulator activity; histone demethylase activity
Source: RefSeq, a predicted model, not a curated record
GGCGGCUCAGUCAGGGAGUUCUUUAAAGAUGGCCGGAGCGACGGCCGCCGCCGCGACCCCCGUGUACUGCGUGUGCCGCGAACCCUACGACGUGAGCCGCUUCAUGAUCGAGUGCGACAUCUGCAAGGACUGGUUCCACGGCAGCUGCGUUGGGGUAGAGGAGCACCAUGCUGUUGACAUUGAUCUAUACCAUUGUCCCAACUGUGCAAUUCUCCAUGGACCUUCUCUAAUGAAGAAGAGGAGAAACUGGCACAGACAUGACUACACAGAGCCAGAUGAUGGCUCCAAACCAGUGCAGGCUGGAACACGGACCUUUGUUAAACAGCUGCGGGCUCGCUCUUUCCCAAGUGCUGAUGAAGUAAUUUUGAAAAUGCAUGGAAGCCAGUUAACACAAAGAUAUCUGGAGAAACAUGGGUUUGAUGUUCCCAUUAUGGUUCCUAAAUUAGAUGGUCUGGGACUCAGACUUCCUCCACCAACUUUCUCCGUUUUAGAUGUGGAACGCUAUGUGGGUGGUGACAAAGUGAUAGAUGUCAUAGAUGUAGCAAGACAAGCAGACAGUAAAAUGAAGCUCCAUAAUUACAUUAAAUACUUCACAAAUCCUGACCGACCCAAAGUAUUGAAUGUGAUCAGCCUGGAGUUCUCGGACACAAAGAUGUCUGAAUUAGUGGAAGUCCCAGACAUUGCCAGAAAGCUUUCGUGGGUGGAAAAUUAUUGGCCAGAUGAUUCUGUCUUCCCUAAGCCUUUUGUUCAGAAGUAUUGCUUAAUGGGUGUCCAGGACAGCUAUACAGAUUUUCAUAUUGAUUUUGGAGGAACAUCAGUUUGGUACCACGUUCUCUGGGGUGAGAAGAUAUUCUAUUUGAUCAAGCCCACUGAUGAAAAUUUGGCUCUCUAUGAGUCCUGGAGUUCAUCUGUCACCCAGAGUGAAGUAUAUUUUGGGGACAAGGUUGACAAGUGUUACAAGUGUGUUGUGAAGCAAGGACACACUUUGUUUGUCCCAACAGGCUGGAUUCACGCUGUGCUCACAUCUCAGGAUUGUAUGGCUUUUGGAGGAAACUUUUUGCACAACCUCAACAUUGGCAUGCAGCUCAGGUGUUAUGAAAUGGAGAAGAGGCUAAAAACCCCGGAUCUUUUCAAAUUUCCUUUCUUUGAAGCCAUCUGUUGGUUUGUGGCCAAAAACUUACUGGAAACAUUGAAAGAACUGAGGGAAGAUGGUUUCCAGCCUCCAAGCUAUUUAGUGCAAGGAGUGAAGGCUUUACUUACUGCUUUAAAAUUAUGGAUGAAAAAAGAACUUGUAACAGAACAUGCCUUUGAAAUUCCAGACAACAUUAGGCCUGGGCAUCUCAUCAAAGAGCUCUCUAAAGUGAUUCGUUCUGUAGAGGAGGAAAACAGCAAAUUAGUUAAAACUCAGGGAAUUCUUGGUGUGUCUCCAAGUUCACGAUCUUCACAUGAAACAGCUUCCCCUCACCACUCCAGGCGAAGGGUGAGGAAGCUGCGAGACCAUGCUACCAAAACUCCUUCCAAUCUGGACAUCCUGGAACUUCACACUAGGGAGGUACUGAAAAGGCUGGAGAUGUCACCGUGGGAAGAGGAUAUCACAAGCUCAAAACUGAAUGGGAGGUUUAACAAGCCCUUUCAGCCCUCUUCUACAGUACCUGAAUGGAGAACAAAAGACAAUGAUCUUCGCCUUCUGCUGUCAAAUGGAAGAAUAAUUAGAGAUGAGAGGCGUCCAUUUACAGAUCGAAGUCUUUACACAGCAGACAGUGAAGAUGAAGAUGACAGGACAAGGUCAAAAAAGACAGCUGUGAAGGUAGAAGAGCAGCCCUCAGGAUUUGAAGGAGAAGGGAAUGCAGAUGCCCAGAAACCACUGAACAUGUUCUUUGAAAGUGUGAAAUCAGAACUCAGGAAUGGAUCCUCAGAGUACUCUGAUAUUUCUGAUUCAGAAGAAUCUGAGCCUGAUUGCACUACACAGCAGAAGGAUUCCUCCAGAGAGGAGUCAGAAAGCUCAGGUGAUGAAGAGAAGCAGGAAGUAACAUCCAAUUUCAAAGAGGAAUCGAAGGUCACAAGAGACCUUUGUCAAAAUACCCAGAAGCCAUCCAGAAAUGAAACUCCCAGUAAAAAGGAAUGUCCUACCUCGACAAGUACAGAAGAAGAAGCUAUUCAGGGCAUGCUUUCUAUGGCAGGAUUGCACUAUACUACAUGUUUACCAGGUCAUACUCAAAGCACAGACUGCACAAAUAAAAGAACCUCUCUUCAGGAACACAGAAGCUACCCCAGGAGUCGGCAUAAAGACAGACAGCCAUCUCAGAGCCACAAACCCAUGGAAUGUGGUAGGUCUGUGAAGGAGGAGGAAGGAGACUUGGGAACUUCAGCAUGGACUAGACACCUGAAUGAAGCUUCGAGGAUUACCCCUCAGGAUGCAAAUAAAACUCAAAAAUAUAUCAAGAAGGAAGGUGCAUCAGAAGCCAGUCUUAAAGUUCAGGAAAACAGAAGCAUAGUCCACAGCAACAGCCUGAGUUUUCAGCAUGGCAAAUACACACGAGACUCCAGCCUGAUGCAAGCAGAGUGUCAGCUGAGUGAUGGCAGCCUUAGCCCUGACAGGCCCUAUGGGGAAACGUCCUUGUCUGUCCCCCUGCACCCAACGAAGAGGCCAGCAUCAAACCCACCCCCCAUCAGCAACCAGGCAACAAAAGGCAAACGUCCAAAGAAAGGAAUGGCAACUGCUAAACAGCGCCUUGGGAAGAUCCUGAAGCUGAACCGGAACGGCCAUGCACGCUUCUUUGUUUAAUGUAGCUGCUACCUGUACUACUGCUGUCUUUCCUACAGACCAGUAUUGAGGGCAACAGAGCCUGGAGCUGCUGUUAUUCCUCUGCUUGAAGCAGACUUGCAUGUACCAUAGAAAACACUGCCUGAUGAACAAAAGAAAGAAAGAAAAAGAA